AUGGUGUCUGAGGGCGAAGUUGAUCAGUCGGCAAAGGCUGCUCUGCCGGAGGAUCGGGGAUUCUCAUGGCGAUUCUGCGGCCGAAGUGCACGUGCGCUGCGUGAGCGCAGGGAGCGAGGGGAGCCCGCUAGCCAGUGUGCAGACCUGGACCUGGUGGACCUGGCGGAGGACCUGGAGGAGGACCUGGAGGCGGACCUGGAGGCGGACUUGGCGGAGGACCUGGCGGAGGACCUGGAGGCGGACCUGGCGGAGGACAUAGCGGAGGACCUGGCGGAGGACUUGGCGGAGGACAUAACGGAGGACCUGGAGGCUGACCUGGAGGACCUAGAGGCGGACCUGGAGGCGGACCUGGAGGACCUGGAGGAGGACCUGGAGGCGCACAUGGAGGAUCUGGAGGACCUGGAGGAAGACCUGGAGGCGGACGUGGCGGCGGACCCGGAGGACCUGGAGGCAGACCUGGAGGAGGACCCGGAGGACCUGGAGGAGGAUCUGGGGGAAGACCUGGAGGAGGUCCUGGAGGACUUGGAGGAUCUGGGAAAAGAGCUGGAGAAUCUGGAGGAGGAUCUGGGGGAAAACCUGGAAGAGGUCCUGGAGGAUCUGGAGGAGGACCUGGAGGAUCUGGAGGAGGACCUGGCGGCGGACCUGGAGAAUCUGGAGGAGGACCUGGCGGUGGACCUGGAGGAUCUGGAGGAGGACCUGGCGGCGGACCUGGAGGAUCUGGAGGAAGACCUGGCGGCGGACCUGGAGGAUCUGGAGGAGGACCUGGCGGACCUGGAGAACCUGGAGGAGGACCUGGAGGCGGACUUGGAGAACCUGAGGGACCUGGAGAAGGGCCUGGAGGAGGACCUGCAGGAUCCGAAGGUCCUGGAGGAGGACCUGGAGAAGGGCCUGGAGGAGGACCUGGAAGAGGACCUGGAGGUGGACCUGGAAGAGGACCUGGAGGAGGACCUGGAGGACCUGACGGAGGAUCUGGAGGACCUGGAGGCACGGGAGUCGGAAUCUGCCGACAAACGUUAG
Penaeus indicus is the source of this 1017-nucleotide messenger RNA. RefSeq names its product ring-infected erythrocyte surface antigen-like. Bases 1 to 1017 code for a protein of 338 amino acids. NCBI's taxonomy places the organism in Eukaryota, Metazoa, Arthropoda, Malacostraca, Decapoda, Penaeidae. The record is from RefSeq and is a predicted model, not a curated record. The transcript is spliced from 4 exons.